Dipodomys ordii (Ord's kangaroo rat) is the source of this 2064-nucleotide messenger RNA. RefSeq names its product dystrophia myotonica, WD repeat containing (gene Dmwd). The annotation marks the transcript as partial. The record is from RefSeq and is a predicted model, not a curated record. NCBI's taxonomy places the organism in Eukaryota, Metazoa, Chordata, Mammalia, Rodentia, Heteromyidae. Gene Ontology annotation, molecular function: protein binding. The transcript is spliced from 6 exons.
CCGCCCGCCACGCCCGCGGGGCUGGGCGCCGGCGGGGACCGCGUCUGCUUCAACUUGGGCCGCGAGCUCUAUUUCUACCCGGGCUGCUGCCGCCGCGGGAGCCAGCGGUCCAUUGACCUCAACAAGCCCAUCGACAAGCGGAUCUACAAGGGCACCCAGCCUACCUGCCAUGACUUCAACCAGUUCACUGCUGCCACGGAGACCAUCUCCCUGCUGGUGGGCUUCUCGGCUGGCCAGGUGCAGUACCUGGACCUCAUCAAGAAGGACACCAGCAAGCUCUUCAAUGAGGAGCGCCUGAUUGACAAGACCAAAGUGACCUAUCUGAAGUGGCUGCCGGAGUCAGAGAACCUGUUCCUGGCUUCUCACGCCAGCGGCCACCUGUACCUGUACAACGUGAGCCACCCCUGCGCCUCGGCGCCGCCCCAGUACAGCCUGCUGAAGCAGGGCGAGGGCUUCGCCGUCUACGCGGCCAAGAGCAAGGCGCCCCGCAACCCGCUGGCCAAGUGGGCGGUGGGUGAGGGGCCCCUCAACGAGUUCGCCUUCUCCCCCGACGGCCGCCACCUGGCCUGUGUCAGCCAGGACGGCUGCCUGCGCGUCUUCCACUUCGACUCCAUGCUGCUGCGGGGACUCAUGAAGAGCUACUUCGGGGGCCUGCUGUGCGUGUGCUGGAGCCCCGACGGCCGCUACGUGGUGACGGGAGGCGAGGACGACCUGGUCACCGUGUGGUCCUUCACCGAGGGCCGCGUGGUGGCCCGGGGCCACGGCCACAAGUCGUGGGUCAACGCCGUGGCCUUUGACCCCUACACCACGCGGGCCGAGGAGCCGGCAUCGGCCAGCAGGGACGGCGACAACGGAGACACGGGGGACCCGAGUGGCGAGGAUGAUGAUGAGGAUCCCGAGGCCGGGCCUGGCGGUGGUGGCAGCAGCGGGGCGCCCUUGUCCCCGCUGCCCAGGGCUGGCUCGGUCACCUACCGCUUCGGCUCAGCCGGCCAGGACACGCAGUUCUGCCUGUGGGACCUCACGGAAGACGUGCUGUCCCCGCACCCACCCCUGGCGCGGGCCCGCACCCUCCCGGGCACACCGGGUGCCACGCCGCCAGGCCCAGGCCCUCUGCCCCGCUCCCUGUCCCGCUCCAACAGCCUGCCGCACCCUGCGUUCAGCAUCGGCCGCUUCGCCACCCUCACGCUGCAGGAGCGGCGGGAGCGCGGCGGCGCCGACAAGGAGCACAAGCGCUACCACAGCCUGGGCAACAUCAGCCGCGGUGGCUCGGGUGGCGGUGGCGGCGACAAGCCCAGUGGCCCGGCCCCCCGCAGCCGCCUGGAUCCUGCCAAGGUGCUGGGCACUGCGCUCUGCCCUCGCAUCCACGAGGUGCCGCUGCUCGAGCCACUGGUGUGCAAGAAGAUCGCCCAGGAGCGGCUCACGGUCCUGCUGUUCCUGGAGGACUGCAUCAUCACCGCCUGCCAGGAGGGCCUCAUCUGCACCUGGGCCCGGCCCGGCAGGGUGUUCACAGACCAGGAGGCCGAGGCCCAGGCAGGGGAAGGAAGUUGGCCCAGGUCACCCAGCGAGUCAGUGGUAGAGGGGAUCUCCUCCCAGUCAGGCAACUCCCCAAGUGGCACUGUGGUGUGAAGCUGUGGAUGCCGGGGGUCCCCACCUGAUACCCCCAUUCUCCUAGCCGUGACCCUCCCCGCUGGCCUCACGGAUCAACGUAUUAACAAGACUAACCAUGAGCGAAGGACUGCUCCAAGCCCCGGCCCUGCACACCCGUGGGGUCCCCCAGGCGGGCCCAGUGUGGGGAGAGUGGCCUCUGUAGCCUCUUCCUCGUCCCCACCCACUGCCAAGUGCAAUGACCCCCCUGGUCUGAAAUGUCAGUGUUGUCCCCAGCCCUGUCCCCAGCAUGCGACAGGACCCUCGCGGGAGAGUCCUCGCCCACCGGAGCCCCAGCCCCACAGCAGAGGGCUGCCCCCUCCCCUUGCUGUUGUCUGUGCUUCUGAAGAGUGUUAAAUCUGGGGGUCCCCCCUCCCCCGGGCCCUCCCUGUCCCCCAGGACUCUUAUUUAUACUAAAGU